AUGCAGUAUCCAUCAGAGAUUCACCUUAUUGGCCACAUUGGCUGCGUGCAAAUGAAAGAAGACAGUCAAGUUUAUCCAAACAUAAUCAAACCAAACAACGAGGUUGAUAUUUACAUUAAAUGGCUAAGUGACUGGAGUAGACAAAAUCUUCCUAAUAGAAUUGAUUAUUACGCAACACUGCGUGAUCCACCACAGAAGAUACUUUUCAGCACGACAUUUGCACCUGGAUCUUCAGGGUCACCUGGUUUUAUGAUUAAACAGCAGAAAGCUUAUGUCGUACUUAUUGUCAGAGCUGGUGUUCCCAGUUGCUUUUACGAAGAUGGUGUACAUGUACCUGCAAAUAAAAGAGUUGAGUAUGGAUAUGCUUUAGAGGCAAUAAAUGCAAAAAUGCGAAGUUCCACUUCAGAAAACAUUAAAGCACCGCUUGUCUGCUGCUUCGGAUAUAUGUGGAAUGAAACGGUAAACGAAUGCAUUCAAUGUUUGGAUGGAUUUUAUGGUGAGAAAUGCUCGUCACCUUGUCCUUAUCCAACAUUUGGCCGGAAAUGUGAGGGGGAUUGUAAUUGUACGAAUGAGAGUUGUCAUCACAUAACUGGCUGUGGUAUAUAUGGAUCAACAUUAGCAGCCACAAAUGCAAGCGGCCUCAUUAACAAACAUAUGAAGAACAGUGACGCAAUGAAUAAUCAACUCUCUGACAUAGCUACAUGUACAAGUACAGAUAAAGAACUGAACUCCUCAGUAUUGGGUGGUACUUCAGUUUGCUGCGCUGGUUAUGUUUGGAACGACGCUUCAGGCAAAUGUACCCCUUGUACUUUAGGCUUUUAUGGACCAGACUGCAAUGAUCCCUGUCCGUACCCAUCAUUUGGAAAAGACUGCCAGUCCUCCUGUAAUUGCAGUAAAUUAAAUUGUGACCAUCAGCUGGGAUGUAGGAAAAACCCUCAAGAUUGUGACAUCGGGUAUUAUGGAUACUUUUGCGAGGACCUUUGCAGAUAUCCUAGUUAUGGUAACAUGUGUCAAGAACAUUGUAAAUGUGAAGAGGAUAUGUGCCAUUUUGAAAAAGGAUGUAAACAUACAUUAACAAAAUCAGUCACUACAGAUAUUGGAUAUCUUACACGUCCAUCUGACAGUUCUGCAGUUCUCAUCAUCUUUGAUAAAUCCUUGGGAAACAAUUCUGUUCCUGUAUUAUCAACAACAAGUGAUCAAGGUACAAAUAGAAAUUACUAUUAUUAAAUAUAUUAAAAUGUAUUAUUUCCUUCAAACGUUGAUUGUACUGAGUACAUGUAGCAGGAAGGUAUCAGAUUAUUUGAUAUAUUCAUAGGCUUAAUUAAUCAUGUUAAAAAGGUAUUUA
Messenger RNA from Saccostrea cuccullata (small rock oyster), 1345 nucleotides. RefSeq names its product multiple epidermal growth factor-like domains protein 10. Gene Ontology annotation, molecular function: scavenger receptor activity. The transcript is spliced from 8 exons. Bases 1 to 1227 code for a protein of 408 amino acids. The record is from RefSeq and is a predicted model, not a curated record. NCBI's taxonomy places the organism in Eukaryota, Metazoa, Mollusca, Bivalvia, Ostreida, Ostreidae.